AUGGAUUUCAUCAAAACCACUUCGCCGGGUGCUAUGAGUGAGUUAACUUUCCAACGCAAGUGUUUUGGCAUCAUUUGGAUGAGUAGAAAUGAAGUUAUGAUCAAAUUAGUGAAGACUGGUCCAGACGGCUUAACCGAGCAAUCGCGCUCCAACCGCGCACACCGGCCGACCAAGGAGCUAUCGUCCCACGAUCGACCCGCGCAGAACGUCCGCGUUCCAUCCCGCCGAGUGCACGGCCGAGCUCACGUACCGACUCGGGAAGCAUCGUCCCGCGGUCGACCCGUCCGAGUCUCGCCACCACAAGCCGCGCACGAUCGCACCGCGCGAACCGGGAAGCAUGGCCGCACGACCGUGCAGCAUUUCAUCCGUGCCACGCGCACGAGCAUACCGUCCGAUCAGGAAGGCUUCGUCCAGCGUCCGGCUAUAUCCUUCGACCAAACCAUCCAUCCGGCCGAACCCGACGACCGAACGACAAAACUCUCGGCCACGAUCGACCCGAUCCUCCAGCCUUCAGAUCCCGUUUUUCUCAUCCCCACAAUUGUUCCUCGCUCCAAACAAGUUUCCUUCCUCAGAGGUGACGACCCUUGGGUCUCUCUCCUGACGAACACAGUUCGCUCUUCUCGCCAGCCCCAGCCAUGGUUCACAGUUUCCAUUUCCUCCGCUACCCUCCUCCGUCAAUUUCAUAGAUUUACUGUUAGGUCGCACUGCUCCCCUCCUGCGUCUAUGGAGCCACGGAAAUUCAACGGGAAAUGGGAUUGUCAUGCUUCUUCUUCAUCAGAAGGGUUGCUCGCAAACAGUACUCCAUGUCAAUGGCAAUGGGCUACAUGUAGCUUGGGUAGUGCAGUAGCUACACUCUUGGCUAUUGAACUUUCGUCAAGCCAAUUGGCUAAACGUGGAGCAAUCACUGUUACCACUUACCAUAAAGUAAAAGACAGCUGGAGAGUUGUAAACCACAGAGACAUAAUUCCCACAGUCCCUCGCUUACUGGGCUAUUGUCAUGUUGCUCAUCCUGUUUAUCCAGCUACUAGAGUCUGGAGAUGUGGUAAGGCAAAACAAUCCGAAGAAUCAAGUGGUGAUGGUACUAGCAAUGCUACAUCUGAAGUCAAAUCUCCAUAA
Molecule: messenger RNA, 1116 nt
Organism: Microthlaspi erraticum
Lineage: Eukaryota; Viridiplantae; Streptophyta; Magnoliopsida; Brassicales; Brassicaceae
Source: the annotation of a GenBank genome assembly